This is a messenger RNA of Manihot esculenta (cassava), 1453 nucleotides long. RefSeq names its product chalcone synthase 3. The coding region runs from base 93 to 1277 and encodes 394 amino acids. The transcript is spliced from 2 exons. Gene Ontology annotation, molecular function: acyltransferase activity, transferring groups other than amino-acyl groups. Gene Ontology annotation, biological process: polyketide biosynthetic process. Lineage: Eukaryota; Viridiplantae; Streptophyta; Magnoliopsida; Malpighiales; Euphorbiaceae. The record is from RefSeq and is a predicted model, not a curated record.
UCCCCUUUCUCCACUGUCCUUGAGCUUGUUGAGCCUCCACCUCUUUCUUGGAUCUGGUCUCGUCAUUUAAUUCUUUGUUGUUGAAAAUAUCAAUGGCUGCAUCAGUGGAGGAGAUCAGAAUGGCUCAAAGAGCUCAAGGUCCGGCCACCAUCCUCGCCAUUGGCACUGCCACUCCCUCUAACUAUUUCAUCCAGGCUGAUUACCCUGAUUUUUACUUUAGGGUCACUAGAAGCGAGCACAUGACCAACUUGAAAGAAAAGUUCAAGCGAAUCUGUGACAAAUCUAUGAUUAAAAAACGUUACAUGCAUUUAAAUGAAGAAAUCUUGAAAGAGAAUUCCAAUAUGUGUGCAUAUUGGGAACCAUCCCUUGAUGCUCGUCAAGACAUUGCAGUGGUCGAGGUUCCAAAGCUGGGGAAGGAAGCGGCAAUUAAGGCUAUCGAAGAAUGGGGCCAACCCAAGUCCAAGAUCACCCACCUUAUUUUUUGCACAACUGCUGGUGUUGACAUGCCUGGUUGUGACUACCAGCUCACUAAGCUGCUCGGUCUUCAUCUCUCUGUCAAGCGAUAUAUGUUAUAUCAGCAAGGCUGCUUUGCCGGCGGGACGGUUCUCCGUCUGGCUAAGGACUUGGCUGAGAAUAAUAAGGGUGCUCGAGUUCUUGUUGUGUGCUCUGAGAUCACAACUAUGAUUUUUCGUGGUCCUUCUGAUACCCACUUGGAUUCUUUAGUGUGUCAAGCUCUUUUCGGGGAUGGAGCUGGAGCUUUAAUUGUUGGAUCUGAUCCUGAUGACACUAUCGAGCACCCACUAUUUCAACUCGUCUCAAGUGCACAAACUAUCAUUCCUAACUCUGAUGCUGCCCUUAAGUUACACGUACGUGAAGUGGGUCUCACCUUUCACUUGCUAAAAGAAGUUCCAGAGUUGAUUUCAAAAAAUAUAGAAAAACCCCUAGCGGAAUCAUUUAAUCCAAUAGGUAUCAGUGAUUGGAACUCCAUAUUCUGGAUAGUUCACCCAGGUGGUGCAGCAAUUCUCGACCAAAUUGAAAAGAAAUUGGAUUUGAAACCUGAAAAAAUGAGGGCGUCAAGGCAUGUUUUAAGCGAGUAUGGAAACCUAACAAGUGCUUGUGUGUUAUUUAUUCUGGACGAGAUGAGAAAAAAGUCUUUUGAGGAAGGCAAGGUCACCACCGGAGAAGGAGUGGAGUGGGGUGUGUUGUUUGGGUUUGGCCCUGGUCUAACGGUGGAGACGAUUGUGCUACAUAGCGUCCCAACUGGAGCAAAGAAAUAAAUUAUUCACCAGAGAUGGGAAUAAGAAUAAGAGUCAGAUUUUAUUUCCAUAUUUAAGUUAUUGUAAGGUCUGUGUGAAGAGUCUAGUUUAUUUUCAGAUGUGGCAUAUGCAUGAAGAAUGGAAUUUGAAGCAUAAAUAUUUGAACCAAAACCCAACUUUAUGAUGUGGGCAUGAAU